UUUAAGAUAAAGUAAAAUUAUAAUUAAUAUUAUUGCAAAUAUAACGAUACUUCCUUUCCCAUCUUUUUCAAUAGAAAAUGGUGUUGCAACCCUACCACCAUCAAGAAAUGUAAACAAAAGAGCCGCCGGUUGACUGGGCGAAACAAAGUUUAUACAGAAAUGUUAUCAAAUAAUUAGUUUUGUUAUCGGUAAUUGUACAAAACCUCACAAAUUUUAAGGAUAUAAGUAAAAAUAGUUGUAUUUAGAUGUGUCGCAGUAGUUUAAAUCAUCAUUCCAUUACUUUCAGUUAGCCCUUGGUAUAAGUAUACAUUUAUAACAAUUUAUUACCACGCCCUAGUUGACAGUCAUUGGCCGGAUAAAAAUCCGGGUCCGUUCCGGUUUUCGUAGACCCGACUGUCGUGGGAAUGGUAAAGUUUUUCAUCUCCAGCGGUUAUUAUUAUUUUUAUGCACUAUGUCAUCAUUGAUAAGAUCAGAAACCCUACUUUACAUGGUGUUACUUUUGCUAUUACAAAAUUCCUACGGUCCGGUAGGAGCUAUUAACCAUUGGAUCCUCCAAGAUGAUGGACGUAUUACACAAAAAAUUGACUCUCCAUUUUUACUGCGUGAACCACAUAAUCUUGUAACAUUUCUGGAUCAAAUACAACAUAAUGACUACGUGGAGCAGUCUUAUCUAAAAUUGAAACGACAACGCAAAUUAAUUGCAGAGCAUUUACGUUAUUCUAAACAAUUCAGUGAGGAUUUGGUUUUGCAGGCGGAACGCUUACAGCCACAUUUAGGCGCACAGACACAACCCAUGCAAAAUUUGAUUAACUCGUUAGAAGCGCUUACUAAGCAAACGUCAAAAAUGUACAGCUACUUGGAGUUAGUCAAAGAUGAAUUGAAAGAGUUUAGGAAGCUGAAAACACAAAUUACCCAGCAUCAUGAAAAAUUGAUACAACAGCAGGUGCCCCUUGCCUCACGGCAAUUAGAUGAGAAGGUGAAUAAUGAGGAUCUACUAAAACGUGGCCAAUACUGUAGUACACGAACUUUUUCGAGAACAGAAGAUCCAGUUUUAUUUUGUGAUUUUUAUUCCGAUAUGCAAAUGCGUUUAGAUGGAAAGGAUGUGGAUCUUGAAACCUUAGAGCGUGAUUGGCAGCUGACAAGUGAAUCUGUGCUGAAUCAAGUGACUAAUUUGAAUGUACAACAACGCAUGAACUUGGAACAAAUAAAAGCUAUGCGUGCUAAGAAAGCUGCUGCCGCGGCAAGUGCUAAAAGUAAGAAAGUGACGCCGGUUUCGUUAGCAAUAGGCGAUAUCCCCGAUGCUAAAAGUAAUGAUACAUAAGUAAGAAAAUCGUAAUCGCAAUACUAAUAGCUUUAAAGACAACACAUUAAUUAAGUUUAGUUGCUUUAAAUUUGGCCUUUUUUAAUCGAAACGUAUAAAAUAACAAUUUUUAUUAAAUAGGUAUCAAUAAAAUUUUAUUAUCUUUCUUAAAA
Molecule: messenger RNA, 1473 nt
Organism: Bactrocera latifrons
Lineage: Eukaryota; Metazoa; Arthropoda; Insecta; Diptera; Tephritidae
Exons: 3
Coding region: 452-1321 (289 amino acids)
Biological process (GO): actin filament polymerization
Cellular component (GO): actin cytoskeleton; cytoplasm
Source: RefSeq, a predicted model, not a curated record